Messenger RNA from Nicotiana attenuata, 1456 nucleotides. RefSeq names its product E3 ubiquitin-protein ligase RING1-like. The transcript has 2 exons. Gene Ontology annotation, cellular component: cytoplasm. The coding region runs from base 64 to 1011 and encodes 315 amino acids. The record is from RefSeq and is a predicted model, not a curated record. Gene Ontology annotation, molecular function: ubiquitin protein ligase activity. Gene Ontology annotation, biological process: protein ubiquitination. Lineage: Eukaryota; Viridiplantae; Streptophyta; Magnoliopsida; Solanales; Solanaceae.
UUGACUGUUCAACUGCCCCACAUUCUUUUCAUAUUCCAUUUUUCUCUUGUGAAAAAUAAAAAAAUGUCUUCCGCUGGAAUCACCGUCACUGGCGACGGCGCAUCUCUGUACUUCUGCCACAAAUGCAGCAACACCGUCACCAUCAUCACUUCUCCGACCGGCGAUCUCCUCUGUCCUACUUGCAACUCUGACUUCGUAGAAGAAUACGAAGAACCGGAUCCCGACCCAGAUCCAUACCCGAACUUUCCCGACCCGGUUUACUCCUUGUUCAGCACUUUAUUCAAUCCUUCUCGCUCUACCACUGCUUCUCUUGACUCCCAAAACCCUAGGAUUCACUCCUCAGCCCAAAACCCUAGGGACGAGAUCCUCGGGUCGGGUGGUUUCGACCCGAUUGGCUAUCUUAUGACCCAUUUAGCGUCUCGGAGGGCUAGUGGUAUCAACUUCGAGUUCGUGAUUGAAGGGGGUAAUGUGGGUAGCGGUUUAGGGUUACCGGCGAACAUAGGGGACUAUUUUAUUGGGCCACAUUUUGAAGAAUUGAUCCAACAAUUAGCGGAAAAUGACCCGAACCGCUAUGGAACCCCACCCGCAUCGAAAUCAGCUGUUGAGGGGCUGCCCAGUAUUAAAGUUAAUGAGGAAUUGCUUCAAUCCGAGCUGGCACAGUGUGCUGUGUGUAAGGAUGAUUUUGAGCUAGGGUUAGAUGUGAAACAGCUGCCAUGUAAGCAUGUUUAUCAUGAGGGUUGUAUUCUCCCGUGGCUUGAGUUGCAUAAUUCAUGCCCUGUUUGUCGAUACGAGUUGCCAACAGAUGAUCCUGAUUAUGAGAAUAGGGGAAGAAGGGAUAAUUCUGGUGGUGGGGAGUCGAGUGGUGGGGGAGGCAGUGGUGGUUCGGAUUCUGGAGGAAGUGGUGGGGCAAUAGGAGGGAGAAGAUUUACUACUAUAGCGUUGCAAUGGCCUUGGGGGAACUUUGAAGGAUCAGAGUCUCGUGGUGGACAGCAGAACAGGGAGUCGAAUUAGGUUAAAGGUUACUUGGCUUCCUUGCUCGCAGCGUGUAUCAUGCAUGGCAAAGUUGGAGGAGUUUGUGGGUAGAUAACAAGAAACUGCUAAAGCCCUACAAAGCUAAAGGGUUUGAUUUCAUCUCUUAACAUAGAUACAGGGUUUACAUAAUUUUAGAUAGUAAUACAAGGUUUUUGUCUGAACAAUUUGUGUCAGAGAUGUCCAAAGUUCUCUUUUGUGCUCCAUCAAUCGUGAAAAUUUGUGGAUUGCGUUGAUCUCAAAUCUUUGUUUUGAUUGAUCUCUGUGCUGCUAGUUGAUGAAUUUCUUUGCUACAUAUAUUUUAUUCAUCAUAGGCCUAUGAUUCUAGUGGAAGGAGGAGUAGGUUCGUUAUGUUUUUGUGGAUUUGACAUUCAGAUGCAUAGGGCUUAAUAUCAUUAAUGCUAUGCGCCUGAAUUGAAUCUUGUCA